Molecule: messenger RNA, 4242 nt
Organism: Xyrauchen texanus (razorback sucker)
Lineage: Eukaryota; Metazoa; Chordata; Actinopteri; Cypriniformes; Catostomidae
Product: repulsive guidance molecule A-like
Exons: 4
Coding region: 538-1884 (448 amino acids)
Biological process (GO): BMP signaling pathway
Cellular component (GO): plasma membrane
Molecular function (GO): coreceptor activity
Source: RefSeq, a predicted model, not a curated record
CUGAGACUGCAGCGGCUGAGCUGAUCAUUGUGUCUCUUACUUUCAAACUAGUCAUUUAACAACACCAAGGCGUGGAAACGAGCCAGUGCCAUCAACAAUGCUAAUGCAAUGUCUUGAGAGCUAGAGAUGAAUUUGAGAAUAGAGCGGAAAAAUGACAAUCAAUUCAAAAAUAUCUGCGAGGUUUUCUUUAUUAUCGUCUGUGUGUCGCUAAACUGGCUGACGGAUGCUACCUUCAUUUGGAAACGGUCGUUUCAUCAAGAGACCGAUGAAAAAACAUCAGACACGCAAGUAAAUUAGCAGUCCUUAGUUAAAGACCUAUCUCGCCAUUACAAUGACUGGAUAGUGUCAUAUACGGCACAGGGGACAUCAUGCAGGGACGACAGCAGUGUUUCACCUCAACUUUAACAACGAUGUUUCACUUCAAUAGCAUUUCGGAUUGCUAAUACAAAACACGCUUGCACGCGCUUCAAUCCGGAUUCUACCCACGAGAUUCAUCCCGGUUCAAUUCAAUUCAACCACAAAGUGUUGAAAAGCUCCAUGCAUUCGAAAAGGGAGAGGAGAGCGCUGUGCCGUGCUGGAUGGAUGGUUAUGGGGAAAGGAGCAGGACCAUCGGCGCUAGAAGUCAGCGAGUUCCUUGUGGUGAUUCUCUGCCUGUUUCCAGCAGCAACUCUGCAGUGUAAGAUCCUCAAGUGUAACUCUGAGUUCUGGGCCUCCACCUCCAGUUCUGGCCCAGAAGAGGAGUUCUGUACUGCUCUGCGAACAUACAACAACUGUGUCCGACGCACUGCCCGUACAUGUCGGGGCGACCUGGCCUACCAUUCAGCCCAACAUGGUAUAGAGGAUUUAAUGAGCCAACACAACUGCUCAAAAGAAGGGCCCACUACCCAACCUCGUGCAUGGACACCCCCUCCCCCAGCCCAACCAGCACCCCAACCAGACAUCCACAUUCCCUCAGAUGGGCCAGAGGUGUGCCACUAUGAGCGGAGUUUACCACGUCAUUCCGCAACUCCCAAUUACACUCAUUGCGGCUUUUUUGGAGACCCACAUCUUCGCACAUUCAGCGAUGACUUUCAGACCUGUAAAGUUGAGGGAGCCUGGCCACUGAUUCACAAUAAGUACCUGUCUGUGCAGGUUACGAACACUCCCGUUGUGCCUGGGUCUUCUGCUACGGCGACUAGCAAGCUAACAAUCAUCUUCAAGAACUUUCAGGAGUGUGUAGACCAGAAGAUGUACCAUGCAGAAAGUGAUGAGCUUCCAGCUGCUUUUGCUGAUGGUUCAAAGAAUGGCGGUGACCGCCAUGGGUCCAACACACUACGCGUUGUAGAAAAGGUCCCUGGACAACAGGUGGAGAUCCAGGCACGCUAUAUUGGCACCACUAUUGUAGUUCGGCAAGUUGGCCGCUACCUCACCUUUGCAGUGCGGAUGCCUGAGGAAGUGGUGAAUUCAGUGGAGGACCAGGACAACCAAGACCUUUACCUCUGCUUGCAUGGUUGCCCUGCCAACCAGCGAAUUGACUUCAGGACUUUCAGAGUACGGGCUGCAGAGAGCCAUGGCUUAGGCAGGGGGCGGCCAGGCGGCCCUGCCCAUGGCUUCACCUACCAGUCAGCCAUGGCCAAGUGCAAAGAACAUCUACCAGUCGAGGAUUUGUAUUUCCAGUCCUGUGUAUUUGACCUGCUGUCUUCUGGGGACAUCAACUUCACCCUGGCUGCCUACUAUGCCUUUGAGGAUGUUAAAAUGCUCCAUUCCAACAAGCACAAGUACCAUCUCUUUGAAAGGGAUACAAUAUUCAACUCUGUCUCCAAAAACAUUGGUUUUAGCUUCUUUGUCCUUUUCAGCCUUGUUACCGCAAAGUUGUUGACUGACUUGUGUUCCAUUUAUCUGUAGUCCCCAUUGGACAUCCUCAUUGUAUUAGAUGAUUGUAAGAAGCUGUGUGCACGUUAAAUGCUGCUCUCAUCGUGUUGCGUUCCAUCUACUGGAGGCUGGGUUUCUCAGCUAGAACCCAAGUUUCUGCAGAGAGCUUUCGCUCUUGUGUGUCUUAUCACGCUUAUCUUAGCCAUGGUAUCAUCAUGUACGUUUUUUCAUCUGGCCAGAGAAGGAGCAUUUCUGCAGCUCCACCCAUCACUGUGGUGAUCAUAACUGCACAGUAAUGGAGAAGGCAGUGCUAAGUGGUCCUGAGACAAGGCUCAGAUUAAACCCUCAACACUGACAGGAGAGAGAGGAGGAUGGUCAGAUGAGGCAGAAGAGUUUGGAAAUGUUCUUCAGUUUACUUUAUGCCAAGUGAGUGAUGAAAUAUGCUCUCAGAGCAAGGCUGGAGGACAUGAUAGGAGCUUUUAUUAAUGUCUCCUAAAGAUGGAGGUCUGGCAGGAGUUAACUCUUUAAAGAAGCUCCAUCAUUGGAAAAACAUUAGCUUUCUAGAGAAGCCCCCUGGCGAAGGCUAUGUCAGACUAGUAAGUCAUGUUGUCUACAGUGGAGAUUAAUUGGCCAUAACACCAGGCCUUUUGUAUAGUUGUGUGUGUAUGAGUGUAAGAAAAUUGUGUAUUGCAUGGGUGAUUAUAUGAAUGUUUGUGUGUGUGUCUGGUUCAAGUGUUUUUUAAUAGUUGUAUAUUGCAACCUAAUGUAGCUCUGGUUUGGUGUUCCAUGGGUCAGUAAGAAGUUUUACUGUCUACGUAGAGCUCUUUGCUACAUUUUAUAUUUUCAGUAUGUCCAUCAAACUGUCAGUCAGACUUGCACACACACUGCUUAGGUGUUAUAAUCUUCAAAAUAUUUAUUGUAUUCUCUCUAUUGUCAUAUUAGUUGUUUGAAUUCAGCCCAAAUGGAUUUUCAGGCACACAGAAAAUGACCCUUUUUUCUUUGAGUUUACAAAGUAAAUGACAUUGUUCUGUUGAAAAAUGAGUUCAAGCCAUACAAUGUUGUGGUCCACGACAGAGUUGUCCUGAGAAUAGCACACUUGCUUCCAAAAAACAAUUACAAAAUUAAAAAAUGAAUCAUGCCUGUUUGCAGUAUGUAACCUAUAAUUCAACAUAUCCAAGAGAGAACAAAGUUCCUAAUACAACUCCUCACAAGCUUUGUAGGCAGAUCCAUCAUUCAUCCUUACUGCUUCUUAAAGAGUAAGAAUCAUUCCCAAUUUCUAAAGGGUGUCGACAUGGCUGUGCUGUAGGCCCUGUUUAACUCACAACUCUGUAGAUCUGUGAAUUUAUGGUGGAGGCUUUUUGCCAAAGAACAAGCCCUAGCGACAGCAAUUUCCCAAACAGCUGAAUUUUUCCUUUCUCACUUUCAAAUGGAACCUUUGUGGUUCUCUUAAGUAUUUGGGCUCAAACCAGAUGUCCUGAUUGUGUAUAAUAAUGGAAGGUGCUGCUAACUACAGUGUGGUGGAUGGACUUUAGUGCAGGGAGCUAUUGGGGACAUCUGCCAUGCAUUUCUUAUGACAGUUUGAAAUGGUGGUAUUAUCUUCAGCCAUUAGCUGGCUCAUGCGCAUUGGCACUCAGUAUUGUCAAUAGCAGUAGCCGUAUUGGCACUCCAAACACAUGCUUAAACAGCACCACUAUUUUGAGGGAUGGGGGAUAUUGAAUAUGGACUUUUUGUCACAUCAUGAGUAAUUUCUCACAUCAAUUAACAUAAGCAGACUUUGCGGUUCAAAAAAUGUUGAAAUUUGCAGAUAUAACAUAUUCUAAAGGCUAAGCACAGAAAUGUUUGCUUUAGUGUAAUUCACAUAUUUUAAACAGAGCUGUAUCGACAGUAAUGUUCAAACAAGGCUGAUUUGGAAAAAACACACUAACUUCACCCUUGGUAUUGUCAAAGUUUUAAAGAGCAAGGAAAGGACUUUGAAAAUGAAGCCCAGAUCACAUCUGCAUGUGGCCUUCAUGUCCCGAUUUCUCUAAGAACAUCUGUCACACUCAUCUCUUAAAAGUGUUAAAGUUUUUCUUAGUAAGUAGUUUGAAUUAUGAAAUUAUGGUUUAGAUAUGAAUAAUACUUAAAAUAAUUAUUUGAGAGACAGAAUUGCUUCAUGGUAAUUUAUUCUUACACUGUAAAGUUUUGCGAGCCUUACUUCUACUAAGAAAGCUUGUGUUUGGUCCAGUUCAUGGCUUUAAAGAGAAAUUUGAAAGCAUACAAUAUUAUUGUAAUGACAUGUUUAAGUGUGGUUGUGUCGUCAGUGCUUUUUGGAUUUAAAUGUGUAAUUUGACAUGUAUAUAAGUUUGUGUGAGUUUUUGAUUUGGCAAAUAAUAUUUUGUGCCGUUAUUUUUU